Messenger RNA from Nymphaea colorata (pocket water lily), 3837 nucleotides. RefSeq names its product AP-4 complex subunit epsilon. Gene Ontology annotation, molecular function: cargo adaptor activity. The record is from RefSeq and is a predicted model, not a curated record. Lineage: Eukaryota; Viridiplantae; Streptophyta; Magnoliopsida; Nymphaeales; Nymphaeaceae. Gene Ontology annotation, cellular component: AP-4 adaptor complex; membrane coat. The transcript has 11 exons. The coding region runs from base 427 to 3381 and encodes 984 amino acids. Gene Ontology annotation, biological process: intracellular protein transport; receptor-mediated endocytosis.
AGAAGAGAAGCAGAGAACCAGAAGGAAAAGAGAUCAAUAUCUGGAACAGAGCCAGCCCAAACCUCAUUAAGAUCUCAAAAAUUAUCACAAACCCGUUCCAGAUUUCUGGCACUCUCUCCGUCUCGUUCCGCUCAGAAGAGAGAGAGAGCGAGAGGCAUUUCACACGUCCGGAUCGUGUCUGCCGCUAGACCCAUUGUCCUCCUGGAGGACAGCCCAGAUCCCAAAUCCCCAAUUGCUUUCUCCACCUAGUAUCGGUCUCCCCACGUCUUCAUCCUUCGCAAUUUGGGUGUUUCAGAAUUGAAGAGAACAGGCCAGAUCGCGAGUCUCUUCUUUCUGCCUGAUUUCGGCAGUUGGGGAUUUCGGGGAUCGAUGAGCAGCGAGGGAUUUUGAGGGCCUUCUCGAUCGGAAGUGUAUCGAGGGGAAAGAAUGGAGCAACUGAAGACGAUCGGUAGGGAGCUCGCGAUGGGCUCUCAGGGAGGUUGGGGCCAAUCGAGGGAGUUCCUAGACCUCGUGAAAUCCAUUGGCGAGUGUCGAUCCAAAGCCGAGGAGGACAGAAUCGUCCUCCACGAGAUCGAGACCCUGAAGAAGAAGAUCGCGGAGCCGGACGUACCGAGGAGGAAGAUGAAGGAGUACAUAAUUCGGCUCGUGUAUGUGGAGAUGCUCGGGCACGAUGCUUCCUUCGGCUACAUCCACGCCGUUAAGAUGACCCAUGACGACUCUUUGCUGCACAAGCGGACUGGGUACCUCGCCGUGACCCUUUUCCUCAACGAGGAUCACGAUCUCAUCAUUCUGAUUGUGAACACCAUCCAGAAGGAUCUGAAAUCGGAUAACUAUCUUGUUGUAUGCGCUGCGUUGACGGCAGUGUGCAAAUUAAUCAAUGAGGAGACGAUCCCUGCGGUGCUUCCGCAGGUGGUUGAACUGCUCGGGCACCCGAAGGAGGCGGUGAGGAAGAAAGCUGUCAUGGCCUUGCAUAGAUUCUUUCAGCGGGCGCCGUCAUCCGUGUCUCACCUCAUCUCCAAUUUUAGGAAGAGGCUAUGUGAUAAUGAUCCUGGGGUCAUGGGUGCGUCACUAUGUCCUCUAUUUGAUAUCAUUUCAUCAGAUGUAAAUUCGUACAAGGACUUGGUUGUCAGUUUUGUGAGCAUUCUCAAACAAGUAGCAGAAAGAAGACUUCCUAAGAAUUAUGAUUAUCAUCAAAUGCCCGCACCCUUUAUUCAGAUCAGAUUACUUAAAAUUUUAGCAUUGCUUGGUAGUGGUGACAAGCGUGCUAGUGAAACCAUGUAUGCUGUACUUGGAGACAUUUUUAGGAAGUGCGAGACAACAAGCAAUAUCGGGAAUGCAGUUUUAUAUGAAUGCAUUUGCACUGUUUCAUCUAUUUAUCCUAGUCCUAAGUUGCUAGAAUCUGCAGCUGAAGUAACAUCCAGAUUUCUAAAGAGUGACAACCACAAUUUUAAGUAUAUGGGUGUUGAUGCACUUCGCAGACUCAUCAGAGUAAAUCCAGAUAUUGCGGAGGAACACCAGUUGGCUGUGAUUGAUUGCUUAGAGGAUCCAGAUGACACCCUAAAGAGGAAGACCUUUGAUUUGCUGUACAAGAUGACAAAGUCCUCUAAUGUGGAAGUGAUAGUUGAUCGCAUGAUUGAUUAUAUGAUUAACAUCAGUGACAAUCACUAUAAAACAGAAAUUGCAAGCCGGUGUGUGGAGCUUGCCGAGCAAUUUGCUCCAAGCAACCAUUGGUUUAUCCAGACCAUGAAUAAGGUCUUUGAACAUGCUGGGGAUCUUGUGAACAUCAAAGUAGCACACAAUUUGAUGCGACUAAUUGCAGAGGGGUUUGGAGAGGAUGAUGAAGAUGCAGAUAGCCAGCUGAGGUCCUCUGCUGUGGAGUCAUAUCUGCGUAUAAUGGCAGAGCCUAAGUUACCUUCUGCUUUUCUGCAAGUUAUCUGUUGGGUGCUUGGAGAAUAUGGGACAGCUGAUGGGAAAUAUACUGCUUCCUACAUAACUGGGAAGCUGUGUGAUGUAGCUGAGGCCCACUCAACUGAUGAUACUGUAAAGGGUUAUGCAAUAACAGCUAUCAUGAAAAUAUGUGCCUUUGAAAUUGGAGCUGGAAGAAAAUUGGAACUGUUGCCUGAGUGUCAUGCUUUAAUUAAUGAGCUAUUAGCGUCACAUUCCACUGACCUGCAGCAGCGUGCAUAUGAGCUACAAACUCUGCUUACAUUAAAUAUGAAUACUGUUGAGAGUGUAAUGCCAUUUGAUGCAAGCUGCGAAGAUAUUGAGGUUGACAAAAACCUUUCGUUCUUAGAGGGAUUUAUCCAACAAGCCUUGAAAAAUGGUGCCAGUCCUUAUGUUCCUGAGUCUGAGCGGUCUGGAGUUGCUAGCAUCAGCAAUUUCCGGAAUCAGGACCAUCAUGAGACUUCAGCUCAUUCUCUCAGAUUUGAAGCUUACGAGGUUCCAAAACCACCGGUGGUGCUAGCACAUGCUUCUCCAGUCACUCAAAUGCCUUCCACUGACAUUGUUGCUGUAUCUGAUUCAAUGACUUCCAAGGAAGAUCACCAAGCCUCUGCACCCCCAACUAUUCCUGAUGCUUCAGCUGAUAGUGGUCUUAGGCUUCGACUUGAUGGUGUACAAAAGAAAUGGGGACGACAAACUUACUCAUCAGCAGCUCCAUCAACUACUUCAUCCAGCAGUCAUAAAGCAGCCAGCGACAUCACACAUUCUGAUUUAUAUGUAUCCAGCAGCUCCCAUUCAAGGGAUCUCUCAUAUGAUUCAAGAAGACAGCAGCCUGAAGUCUCAGCUGAGAAGCAGAAACUUGCAGCAUCUAUAUUUGGGGCGUCUUCAACCAAAGCUGAAAAUAAAACACCAGGUGGAUCAAAAGCAUCGAAAAGCAGCCAUGCAAGAGCCGAAAAAGUACAGUCUUCAAUGGUGGUUGCUUCAUCUGCUGAAGCUCCUACUGGGAAAACUAUUCCUUCUCAACCUCCUCCAGACCUUCUUGAUUUGGAUGAGGACAAUGGACCGAGCAUUAACACAUCAGCUGUUGAAGAUCCUUUUAAGCAAUUGGAAGGCCUUCUUGCUCCACCCGCGGUUCCUCCAUCUGUCAAACCUGAUGCGUCUCUUGCCCCCACUCAGGCAGUCGAUCUCAUGGCACUGUACUCCGACGCACCAACUGCAGGGCAGCUUGAUGCAGUUAGUUUAUCUUCAACCAAUAUGGAUGCUGCCUUCCUCAAAUCUGGUCCAUCUGACGAUAACGGGAACUCUAAUGGAAUAACUGUGACUAUGGUUAAGAAGGGCCCAUCCACACAGGAUUCCCUUCAGAAGGAUGCACUUUCUAGACAGGUUGGAGUAAUACCUUCAGGCAGAAACCCACAUCUUUUCAAGGAUUUGCUUGGCUGAACUGUUAGUUGACACUGCAGCUCUAUAAUGGUUGGAUGUGCAAGGCAUUUACAUGUUCUUGCAUCAGGCUUCGGUCUCCAGUUUGAGUCGGUUGCUUGAGGAGUUUGUUUGCUUUGAUCAAGAAAACAUUCAGAGCAUGGAAGGAAAAAAUCAAGUGUUGGAAUUUGCAGAAAGCAUGCUAAUGCUCAGAGAGAUGCUCACAGGCUUAUUUCUGGUAGUUGUAGCCUGAUACACGGGGGCCAGAACCGGAAAUGGGAGAUGUGGCAUGUACAAGUCGGACUUGAGUGGAAGUUUUGCACGAAUUUCUUUAGUAGAUUGAUUAUGCGGCAAGAGUUUUGAAACCAGCCCACUUGGUUGUAUAGUAAGUUAAUCUAAGGGCCUCAAAAUUCUUUACUGUUGCAUCUGUUAUUGGGACAUCUUGAGCAUUCAGCAUGAGUGAAAUAAGCUGUUUAGCAA